Messenger RNA from Funneliformis caledonium, 206 nucleotides. The record is from the annotation of a GenBank genome assembly. NCBI's taxonomy places the organism in Eukaryota, Fungi, Glomeromycota, Glomeromycetes, Glomerales, Glomeraceae.
AUGUCUCUUGAAGAAGGAAAACUCGCAGAAAAAUAUUACUCGGCUCCAAAAAUCGCCAACCCAGCUCCACUUGGUUUAAGUGGUUUCGCUUUAACAACAUUUGUAUUGUCAAUCCAUAAUGCUGGAGCCUCCACAGUAUUGAUUCCAGAUAUCGUGGUAGGAUUAGCACUAUUUUAUGGUGGUUUGGUACAAUUAUUGGCGGGAAU